This is a messenger RNA of Emys orbicularis (European pond turtle), 1530 nucleotides long. RefSeq names its product angiopoietin like 1 (gene ANGPTL1). The record is from RefSeq and is a predicted model, not a curated record. Lineage: Eukaryota; Metazoa; Chordata; Testudines; Emydidae. The transcript is spliced from 4 exons. The coding region runs from base 52 to 1530 and encodes 492 amino acids. Gene Ontology annotation, biological process: cell surface receptor protein tyrosine kinase signaling pathway.
UUCUAUUUAUCCAAUUAUUAGUCUUCUGAAAGCCAUCACAUUCAUCUUAAAAUGGAGAUAUCUACAUGGACUUUGGGUGUGCUAUUAUUCCUACUACUGUCUACAGGACACUGCACAGAAAAGUCUAAACUCAAUAAAAUAUCCCCGAAGAGGCACCCUCGUUCAACAGAUAGUGGAGAGGAAGGAAAAAAAUGUGGUUAUACGUUCUUGGUUCCUGAACAAAAAAUAACAGGGCCAAUUUGUGUAAACACCAAAGGAGUAGGAGCAGAUAACAGAAAAGAUGAAAUCACAAGGAUGGACAUAGAGAACCUGAAGGAAGUAUUGUCCAAGCAGAAGCGGGAGAUUGAUAUCUUGCAGCUAGUGGUGGAUGUGGAUGGAAAUAUUGUGAAUGAGGUAAAACUGCUGAGAAAAGAAAGUCGUAACAUGAACUCCCGAGUCACUCAGCUCUACAUGCAGCUCUUGCAUGAGAUAAUCCGAAAGCGUGAUAAUUCACUUGAGCUUUCCCAACUGGAAAACAAAAUCCUCAAUGUUACAACAGAAAUGUUGAAGAUGGCAACACGAUACAGGGAGCUUGAAAUAAAAUAUGCAGCACUAACUGAUCUUGUAAAUAAUCAGUCUGUGAUUAUCUCUUUAUUGGAAGAGCAGUGCUUGCAGGUACUGUCAAGACAGGACACCGACGGAUCUCCUCCUCUUGUUCAGGUGGUGCCACAGCACAUUCCUAACAGCCAGCACUAUACUCCCAGCCUUUUGGGAGGUAAUGAGAUACAGAGGGACCCAAGUUAUCCUAGAGACAGAGACAUAAGGCCACCACCUGAUCCAGCUACUUCUCCUACAAAAAGUCCUUUCAGGAUACCACCGCUAACUUUAAUCAAUGAAGGUCCUUUCAAAGACUGUCAACAAGCUAAAGAAGCUGGGCAUUCCAACAGUGGGAUUUAUAUGAUCAAACCUGAAAACAGCAAUGAACCAGUACAGUUAUGGUGUGAGAACAGUCUGGACCCUGGAGGCUGGGCAGUUAUUCAGAAAAGGACAGAUGGAUCUGUCAAUUUCUUCAGGAAUUGGGACAGUUACAAGAAAGGAUUUGGAAAUGUUGAUGGAGAGUACUGGCUGGGACUAGAAAAUAUUUACAUGCUUACCAAUCAGGACAAUUAUAGGCUAUUGAUUGAACUAGAAGACUGGAGUAAUAAGAAAGUCUAUGCAGAAUACAGCAGUUUUCGCCUGGAGCCUGAAAGUGAAUUCUAUAGGCUGCGUCUGGGAACUUACCAGGGAAAUGCAGGGGAUUCCAUGAUAUGGCACAAUGGAAAACAAUUUACAACACUGGACAGAGAUAGAGAUACAUACACAGGAAAUUGUGCCCAUUUUCACAAAGGAGGCUGGUGGUAUAAUGCUUGCGCACAUUCUAACCUUAACGGAGUGUGGUACAGAGGAGGUCAUUACAGAAGCAAAUAUCAAGAUGGGAUUUUUUGGGCUGAGUACAGAGGAGGUUCUUAUUCCCUGAAAGCAGUUCAGAUGAUGAUCAGACCCAUUGACUGA